AUGGCUAACAAGAAUUUCCUCAUGGACAAGUUUGUGCACAACAAUGGCUCAAUCAACUACUGCGUUCGCUGGGAUAGCAGUACGACGCUGUCUAAGGAUGUGGCAUCCAAGUUCCAGGGCAUCCUGGAGCGCCACUAUAACGCGUGGAACACAUGGUUGGAGGGCUACAACUGCUGGCCAUUUACAGAGCUCAAGGUCAACAUGGUGGGGUGGGCUUCCAAGGACAAGGCGCAGUUCGAAUGGACGGACAACUCGCUUGGUCCGUUCUACGACGGAAGUGUGGACUCGGACGGUGUGCCGCAGUGUCCAGACGAGUGCUACCGCUACUUCGACAAUGUGAACAACCGAUGGUCGGACACGAGCUCCUGCACGGGCGAGCCAUUCGAUAAUAUCCUGUUUAUCGGCCACGAAAUUGGCGACGGCUUCGGUUUGCCAGAUUUUUACGGACUCGAGACCAAGCCGUCCAAGGACUUCCCCAACUCCGUCAUGAUGGCGUACAGCUUCGUCACCAUUACACCGAGCGAUGGCUGGAUGUUGCGUCGCAUCCUCGACCAUGUUAGGGACCGCUACAAGUUUUAA
Phytophthora infestans T30-4 is the source of this 579-nucleotide messenger RNA. RefSeq lists its product as uncharacterized. Lineage: Eukaryota; Oomycota; Peronosporomycetes; Peronosporales; Peronosporaceae. The transcript is spliced from 2 exons. The record is from RefSeq and is a predicted model, not a curated record. Bases 1 to 579 code for a protein of 192 amino acids.